GGCCGCCCCCUCGGUGCGCAUCCGCCUUCCGGGUCGGUCCGCACCGAAGCGAAGCGAAGCGAAGUGGGUCGAAUCGGGGCGAUCCGGAGCGGGGCGAGCGCAGCCGGAGGGGCUCGGGGCGAGCGAUGGGGCAGAUCGAGUGGGCCAUGUGGGCCAACGAGCAGGCGCUGGCGGCCGGGCUCAUCAUGCUGACGGGCGGGAUCGUGGCCGUGGCGGGGCAGUUCAAGGGCUGGUACUUCGCCGUGUACGCCAUCGCUGCAGGCGUCCUGGUCUGCCUGCUCGAGUACCCCAGGAGCAAGAGGAAGAAGGGCUCCACCAUGGAGAGGUGCGGCCAGAAGUACAUGACAGCGGUGGUGAAGCUGUUUGGGCCCCUCACAAGGAAUUACUACAUCCGCGCCAUCCUGCACGCCGCCCUCGCCGUCCCCGCCGGCUUCCUCCUCUCCACCAUCCUGGGCACCGUCUGCUUGGGCAUCGCCAGCGGCAUCUACCUGUUGGCCGCGGUGCGGGGGGAGGAGUGGAGCCCCAUCGAGCAGCAGCCCCGGGAGCGGCCGCACGUGUGGGACACCAUCAAGCGGCCCCCCAGCAACCCCCCGCCACGGCCCCCCCCGGAUGCCCGCAGGAAGCAGCCGGCAGAAGGGGGGGGUCAGGUGAACCCCAUCCCUGUGGAGGCUGAGUGAUGGAUGGGGGGGACCCUCCUGCUGCUGCUGCUGCUGCUGCUGCUGCUCGUGUUCCUGCUUCCCAUGUACUGCGGCUCCUGGGGGGGAAUGGGGUGCUCAAAGCAGGGGGAUCCCCAUGUGCCCGGGGGUGCUCGGGUCCCUGGGGGGGGGUCCAUAGCUCCUGGGGAUGCCCAAAUGCAUGGGGAUCAUCAGUUCUCCUUGGGGUUCCUGGGGGGUCCACAAAUCCACAGGGAUGCUCAGGUCCAUGUGGGGUGUCCAAAUCCCGGGGGGGCUCCCAUCUCCUGUGGAUCCUCAAAUCCUAAGGGAUGCUCAGUUCAAUGAGGCAUCUCCAGCUUCCAUGGGUUCCCCAUCUCCUGGGGAUCCCCAGAUCCACAGGGAUGCUCAGCUCCAUGAGGGAUCUCCAGUUCCCAGAUGCUCCCCAGAUCCCCAAAUCCCUGGGAAUGAUUAGUUCCCCUUGGGCUCUCCAAGGGAUCCCCAAAUCCUCAGGGAUCCUCAGCUCCUUGAGGGGUCCCAGCUCUCCAAGCAGCCCCCAGUUCCAUAGGGGAUCCCCAGAUCUCUGUGGAACACCAGCUCCCCAGGGGAUCCCCAUCUCCCUUGGGGGGGAUCAGGCAGCUCUGCUCCACACUGGCUCUCGCUGCUUUCUGUCACAUCUGCAGUUGCAAUAAAGGUUGGGAAAGGCA
Strigops habroptila (Kakapo) is the source of this 1357-nucleotide messenger RNA. Its product is annotated as cytochrome b-245 light chain. Lineage: Eukaryota; Metazoa; Chordata; Aves; Psittaciformes; Psittacidae. Bases 126 to 677 code for a protein of 183 amino acids. Gene Ontology annotation, cellular component: NADPH oxidase complex. The transcript is spliced from 6 exons. The record is from RefSeq and is a predicted model, not a curated record. Gene Ontology annotation, biological process: superoxide anion generation. Gene Ontology annotation, molecular function: heme binding.